CUCGGACAUGUCCGAGCUCGGGCCACAGCAGGAGGACGCCCUGCGACCAGGGGUGAACGUGGACAUCCGCCGCACCGACGGCCGCGUCCACCCUGCUGUGGUGAGUGCGGUACGCUCUCGCCUUGUCACCGUCGAGUGGUUCGAAAAUGGCCAGACCAAAGGCAAGGACGUGGACCGCCAGACGCUGGUGGCCCUCAACCCGGCGCUAGCCAGGGCCUCUCCCCAGCUGCUGUCUCACCGCAAAGACUCGAGCGCUUCGAUCGGGGGAGCACCGGUGUUGCACCGCAAGACCACUGCUGCCUCUCUGCCUUGCGCCCCGGUGCACAGGGAGGACAACAACGAUCUCUGCAACGAGCUGACCCGCGAGCUAGAGCGCGCCGCACAGCUGAGCCUGGCGCUCAGCAAGAAACAGGCCGCUGAGACUGGAGCGCAGCAUCGGCAGCAGCAGGUAGUGGAGCAGGAGGAAGCCGAGGCCGUGGCCGAUCUGCUGCGGCGAUACCGCGCCGUUGUGGACGUCAGCGACCUGUGGAUGACCACGGACGUUAGGUUGCUCACGCGCAUGCUUAGCACGCGCGCUCUAGAGGACGACGCGUGGUUGCGCGAGCUAGAGGAUUUGGUGAGCGUCAAGAUGGAGCUUCUGUCCAAUUUGCGCGACGCUGUUAACAAGCUGCGCAAGAUCAAGGACAGCACGCGCACCUUCAUCCGCGAAGCCGACGGCAAUGGGAGACGUUGA
This is a messenger RNA of Rhipicephalus sanguineus (brown dog tick), 733 nucleotides long. Its product is annotated as kinesin-like protein KIF2B. The record is from RefSeq and is a predicted model, not a curated record. Lineage: Eukaryota; Metazoa; Arthropoda; Arachnida; Ixodida; Ixodidae. The transcript is spliced from 2 exons. The coding region runs from base 8 to 733 and encodes 241 amino acids.